Carya illinoinensis is the source of this 2218-nucleotide messenger RNA. Its product is annotated as serine/threonine-protein phosphatase 5. Lineage: Eukaryota; Viridiplantae; Streptophyta; Magnoliopsida; Fagales; Juglandaceae. Bases 242 to 1903 code for a protein of 553 amino acids. The transcript has 14 exons. Gene Ontology annotation, molecular function: protein serine/threonine phosphatase activity; protein binding. The record is from RefSeq and is a predicted model, not a curated record. Gene Ontology annotation, cellular component: cytosol; nucleus.
UUUAAAACUCUUCCAAUUACAGUUACACCAAACGAAAACAACGCAUAUUUAUAGGCGUCUUCACAUAGUUAGGGUUUUUCCUUUCCCUCCAACCGUCUCUCUCUGUCUGGCAAGAUCGGUACUACUGCUUAAUCCAGCAGGUUCUUCUAUCGGUAAAGCACUGUAAAGAGAGGAUAUUAGGAUGGUCAUGAAAUUUAUUAUCUACUAAGAUUCAACCUACUCCUUGUAGAUAACAAAGGUUAUGCCCAUUAUGGAAACUGAGAAGUCUAACAUUUCACGUGCCGAAGAAGUCAAAGUUCUAGCCAAUGAAGCAUUCAAAGCUCACAAAUAUGCACAAGCUAUUGAUCUGUAUACCCAAGCAAUUGAACUGAACAAUCAGAAUGCUGUAUACUGGGCGAACCGUGCAUUUGCACACAUUAAACUCGAGGAAUAUGGUAGUGCCAUACAGGAUGCAUCAAAUGCUAUAAAUGUCGAUCCCAAAUAUUCGAAGGGCUAUUACAGACGAGGAGCUGCCUAUCUUUCCAUGGGGAAGUUUAAAGAAGCACUUAAGGAUUUUCAGCAGGUAAAGAAAAUCCGACCGAAUGAUCCUGAUGCUACCAGGAAAUUGAAGGAAUGUGAGAAAGCAGUGAUGAAGCUUAAAUUUGAGGAAGCAAUUUCUGCACCUCAGUCUCAAAGGCGCUCUGUGGCUGAUUCUAUAGACUAUCAUUCUAUAGGAACGAGUCCUAGUUCAUCAUCAGUGCCCACCGAAGUGACCAUAGCAGCAGUGGCAGUCGCAGUAGUGGCAGCCGUGAUGAUGAUAGUGGGAACAACAGCGGCCACAGUGGUAGCAAUAAUAGUGGUGGUGGUGGUCCUUGGGGCACAUUGGUGGGAUGGCCGCAAUGGUGGUGUCGUCCCUGGGAGUCGAAUACAUGACCUAGAUGUUGAGCCAGAAUAUUCUGGUGCAAGAAUCGAUGGAGAUGUAGUUACUCUGGAUUUUGUGAAGAAAAUGAUCGAUGAUUUCAAGCAUGAGAAGUGCUUACAUAAACGCUAUGCAUACCAGAUUGUCUUGCAAAUAAGAGAAAUAUUACGAGCCUUGCCUUCGCUUGUUGAUAUUAGUGUUCCUGAUGGCAAUCAUUUCACUGUUUGUGGCGAUGUACAUGGUCAGUUCUACGAUCUCUUAAACAUUUUUGAGCUUAAUGGGCUUCCCUCAGAUGACAAUCCAUACCUUUUCAACGGUGACUUUGUGGACAGGGGAUCAUUUUCUUUGGAGGUCAUACUCACUUUGUUUGCGUUUAAGUGCAUGUCUCCGUCAGCCAUAUAUCUCGCUAGAGGAAAUCAUGAGAGCAAGAGCAUGAAUAAGAUAUAUGGUUUUGAGGGUGAGGUUCGGUCUAAGUUGAGCGAAACAUUUGUGGAACUAUUUGCCGAAGUGUUCUGUUGUUUGCCUUUAGCACACGUAAUAAAUGAGAAGAUAUUUGUAGUUCAUGGAGGUCUCUUUAGUGUUGAUGGAGUGAAACUCUCUGACAUAAGAGCAAUUGACCGCUUUUGUGAACCACCUGAGGAAGGUUUGAUGUGUGAAUUACUUUGGAGUGAUCCACAACCCCACCCUGGAAGAGGUCCCAGCAAGCGUGGUGUUGGUCUCUCUUUUGGUGCAGAUGUGACAAAGAGGUUUCUGCAGGAAAACAAUUUAGAUUUAGUUGUGAGAUCUCACGAAGUUAAGGAUGAGGGUUAUGAGGUUGAGCAUGAUGGUAAACUUAUUACCGUGUUUUCUGCUCCAAACUACUGUGAUCAGAUGGGUAACAAGGGUGCCUUCAUUCGUUUUGAAGCACCUGAUCUGAAGCCUAACAUUGUUACGUUCUCAGCAGUGCCACACCCCGAAGUGAUGCCAAUGGCAUAUGCAAACAACUUCCUGCGACUAUUUUCAUAGUUUAUAUAGCUGACUGGAAUUGCAAAUGGUAUAUUCUCUGUUCGAUAUCUUUUCUAAAGUUCGAAAUCUUUGAAGUGGGCUGGAGUAGAGCCAGUGCAUGUCGACAAGAGGCGGUUACAUGUCAUGUUUUUAUUUUAUUUUUUUUAAUUUGAAAGUGUCUUUCCCUCUUUUUUACAUGUAAUUCUCAACUGUGGUAAGAAUCUCUGGACGCAUCUGUUUUCAUGCUUUACCUCCGUGGAUGCAGAAAAGACUGUCCGGGAAAAUGGUUCCGGCGUAACUGUCAUUAAAAUGUAUGCUAUAUUUUUUUUUUUGGUA